AUGAUUGCGAAACAAACGCCAUUUACAAAACAAAUGCUCUCCAAGCUAUUACGAACAAGCUCUUCAAAGCCGGAGCAGCUUAAGAAGAUCCACGCGCUUGUGCUAACGUCCGGUCUCUCUGCCAAGAACAGCCUCUUAACUCAACUGUUAGAGAAACUUAUAGUUGUAGGCGACAUGUGUUACGCACGCCAGCUGUUCGACGAAAUGCACAAGCCGAGGGUUUUUCUUUGGAACACUCUUUUCAAAGGGUACGUUAAAAAACAGCUCCCCUUCGAAAGUGUCAUGCUUUAUAAAAAAAUGCGUCGUCUUGAUGUUCGUCCUGAUGAAUUUACUUACCCGUUUGUGGUGAAGGCGAUCUCUCAGCUUGGGGUUUUACCCUGUGGCUUUGCCUCUCAUGCCCAUGUGGUGAAAUACGGUUUUGAGUCUCUUGGGAUCGUUGCAACUGAGCUGGUGAUGAUGUACAUGAAGUUUGGUGAAUUGAGUUCGGCUGAGUUCUUGUUUGAGUCUAUGCAAGACAAAGAUAUAGUGGCUUGGAAUGCGUUUCUUGCAGCUUGCGUUCAAACGGGAAACUCGGGUAUAGCUCUUGAGUAUUACCACAGAAUGUGUGCGGGUGAUGUUCAGUUUGAUUCUUUUACAGUCGUGAGUGUGCUCUCUGCUUGUGAAGACCAGUUGACUCGAUACCAAGGUCUUGAUCCACAAAUCUUGCAUAUGGCAGCAAAUCGCGAAAGCUUAUGUCUCAUACGAUGCACAAGCUUAGAUAAGGAGUUAAACAAGGGUCAAAUUUGUGAAAUUGGAAUUUAAUGUUGAUGUCAGUCAUUAGAUGCUAUUGACAGUGAUUAAAAAACUGAGUUUGCCUCUGUUUAUGGAUUUCUCUGAGAGUUGAGAAGCAUGGACAUGAAAGAAGCAAGAAAAAAAGAAAAGGCUCUUUGUGAAAGACAGAACAUGAAGACAUGAAUGAAAACAGAGAGAGCGACAGAGAUGAAGACAAAACAGAGAACAGAGGUUGUUAUAUCACUUGUCGUCAAGACAUGUGAGUGCCAAAAAAAUCUCUGCAACCUUUUUCUUCUUUUCAAUUUAGCAAAACUAAGGUAAUUCCUUGACUAAAAGCUACUUGCUUUAAUUAGUAAAAACACUUUGUACAUUACAUCAAUUUGGUUUUUUA
Molecule: messenger RNA, 1162 nt
Organism: Thlaspi arvense
Lineage: Eukaryota; Viridiplantae; Streptophyta; Magnoliopsida; Brassicales; Brassicaceae
Source: the annotation of a GenBank genome assembly